Pelagomonas calceolata is the source of this 1127-nucleotide messenger RNA. Lineage: Eukaryota; Pelagophyceae; Pelagomonadales; Pelagomonadaceae. The record is from the annotation of a GenBank genome assembly.
AGGAAUCCGGCCGCGCAAAGUGCCGGGGCACCGCUCGCGUGCGUGACCGCGCGUGAUCCCUUUUGACCACAGCAGUGCUGCCUCACCGCCCCGCACGGCACAGAGGAGAAAUGGCCGACGCAGAGGCAGAGGUGGCCCUGGCCGCCAUCGAGGACGGCGACGGCGUCGAGGGCGUGCAGCUGUACGUCUGCGGUUCUGGUGGAGAGCUCGAGUUAUUAGCAUUGGAAGGCACGGCGGGCGGCCGGCGCUGGCACCUGCAAGCACGGGCGGCGGAUUUGGUGACGGCGCCGAACGACGCCCGCUACCCGGACCAAGCGUGCCGCAUCGCGCGCGAGGCCGCCGACGGCUGUUCAAGGGGCGACCGCCUCACGGCAUCUAUUGAACACGGCGCCCUCAAGGUAUCCAUCAAACGCAAAAUCGGCGGCACCGGCGUCACGGCUUCUCGAUUGGCGCGCGUCCUCGCCGCGACUUUAGUUCCAGUCCGCGGCGACGCCGCGGCGGCGGCCGAGCAAAGGUGCCGCACGGCAAGCGGCAAAGCGCUGCGAGCCGCGGACGCCCGCAUCAAGGCGCUCGAGCAGCGCACUGCUGAAUUGGAAGCCGCGCAAAAAACGAUGGAGGAGACUCUCGAGAAACACGUGGAAGCGGUCAAAGCCGCGGACCUGGCGCCGGACUUCGCGCGCAUUUUGGCGACGCGCGCGCCGGCUUCUGCUCCGGCCCCGCCUCCGCCGCCGCACGACGGCGAGAGUUCGUCGGACGAGGACGACGACUCCGACGCCGAGUGCCCGGACACGCCCGAACGAGCGCCCUUGCCGCCCCCCUCAAAGCCGGGCUUCGUGCCGGGGACGAAGACGCAGGUCGUGGCCUUCGACCUCGAUCAAUUGGACGACAUCUGCGGCCCCGUCAAAAGUGAGCCGCGUAUUAAAAGGGAGGUCAAGAAGGAAGUCAAAAAGGAGGUGAAGCGGGAGAAGAAGCGCAAGUCCGACAUCCUCUCGGACAGCGACUCGCAGCGCGACGCGCCGCCGCCGCCCGCUCGCCGCAAGGUCAAGCCCGAGCCUCCGCAAAAGAAGAAGAAGCGGGACAUCCUCUCGGACUCUGAUUCUGAUGAGUUCGACUAGAGAUCUAAGUUG